Messenger RNA from Argiope bruennichi, 3810 nucleotides. RefSeq names its product oocyte zinc finger protein XlCOF26-like. Bases 184 to 1176 code for a protein of 330 amino acids. NCBI's taxonomy places the organism in Eukaryota, Metazoa, Arthropoda, Arachnida, Araneae, Araneidae. The record is from RefSeq and is a predicted model, not a curated record. The transcript has 2 exons.
GUUAUGAUCCCAUAAAAAAGUUAUUUAACUUUUGUGUGCAAUUAAUAUUUUUUCGUUAUGUGUGAUAUUUUUGUUGCAGUUGUUUAUAUUUAAAGACGUUUUAUACAGAAAUCAGUUUCUGUGUGUAUGCAAGAUCUGUUUUUGUAUGCCUUUUGUAUUUAGUAUUUGAAUCGAUGAGCUGCGAUGUUUGUGGUUAGUUCAUCAAAGACAGAAGAUGGUGCCACGAGAUUGACUGUCGUUCCGCAUAUUUGCGGAAUCUGCAAGAAGGCAUUUUUGCAGGAAGAUUCUCUCUUAGAACAUUUUAAAACUCACGCCGAUUGCAAUGAUACAACGGUUACCACUGUCACUUCUGUUGAACCUGACCAAAAGGUAUUGAAAACUGCAAAUAAGUUACAUACCUGCGAUAUAUGUGACCGUAGUUUCUCUUCCAAAGCGUAUCUUCAAAAGCAUAUUAUUUUGCAUGGUGGUGAUAAGACACAUGAAUGUACAAUCUGCCGUAAAACCUUCGCGCUCAAGGACAAUCUCCAAAAGCAUUAUAGAACCCAUGAUCCUAUGAAGCAGCGUUAUUUUUGUUCUGAAUGUGGGAAAGGUUUCACAUCCAAACAGUAUCAGCAAAAGCAUGAACUUAUACAUACUGGUGAGAAGCCACAUACCUGUACGAUAUGUAGAAAAUCUUUUACACUGAAAACUAAUUUGAAUAAACACUAUCAGACUCACUCGGAACAGAAGCUCUAUUUCAUGUGCGAUAUCUGUGGGAAAGGAUUUUCAUCUAAAGCAUACUUAGAAAAACAUCAUUUAAUUCAUGUUGGAGAAAAGCCACAUGUUUGUGGAGUUUGUUUCAGAGCUUUUACGUUAAAGACUAACUUGCAUAAGCAUUAUCUGACUCAUACGGGUUAUAGACAAUAUGGAUGUCAAGUUUGCCAAAAGCGUUUUAAAACUAAAGGAGCUCUUGAGCAGCAUUACCUUGUGCAUUCUGGAGAUCGGCCAUAUUCUUGUAAUUUAUGUGCAAGGACUUUUAAGCAGAAGAGCCAUAAAGACAAGCAUCUCCAGACUCAUUUAGUACGUGAAUUAGUCAAUGUGAAUGACAUUAAUUGUGAAACAGUUAUUUCAGAUACAGAAUCAUCUGAAGAAUGGUCUGUUGUGAAGACAGAAAUUAAAACUGAAGAUGAAGAAUGAAAAAGAUUCUUUUUUUAUUAUUUUGUAGCUGAUGUAAGAUCUUUGAUGCUUUCAUCAUUGGUUCUAAUCCCGGUGGCCCAAGUUCCCAUUUGUUGAUGUAGCCUUGAAAUAAAGACAAUAUGUUCUUUCACGGACUCUAACUGAUUGUUCCUGGAGAAACAAUUAAUAUUUUCAUUUAUAUUUUUUAUUAUUAAGUGUGUAAUUCUUUUACUUAGUAUGAUACUUUAAUAUGUCAUGAUAUGAAGAGUGGAAUCAGUUAACAUGUAAUAAAUUGAUAAUUUCAUAUACUAGCUUGUUAUUUAUCAUGAAAUAGCAAGUUAUAUUGAAGACUAAUUAAUAAUGAGUUUUACAAUUUUAAAAUGAAACAACAACAAUAAUUGAAUUCUGUUAAAUGACACUAAAUUUUAUGUUGCUACAAGAAUUAUUGAGAUAUCUAAUAUUUAACAAAACAAUAUUUUUUGAAAAUGAUAUUUUUUUUUUUUUGCCUUUAUUAUUUUAUUAUUUCUGUGAAUGAAUCCUUGAACAAUAAUGAUUUAUUGAGUUUUAACAAUUGAUAGAGCAAUAUAUCUGUAUUUGAUUAUUGUUUAGUUUUGGUGAACUUCAUACUCGUGCUGAAUUGAAGUAGAGAAUAUAAAUUUUAUUUACCAAUUUAUUUUUGCUUUCCCCCCAAAUCCUUUGUUAGCAACUUUAUGUACAAUAACACUAUGAAUGAGAGAUGAUAUGUAUUUAUUUAUUUACAUUUGAUUGUGGUGCUGUUUUUAUUUCAUGAAAUAACUAGUUAGGCUGUAGGCAACCAGUGUUUCUUAAGAUUCAACUGAUUUCAUUUAUUAUUUCAUGUAAUAACUAUAUUAUAAAGUAACGCACAUUAAAUUUUUUAUAUUUAUAUAAUUUACAACUAGAACUAGGAUAAUAGGAUGGGGGGGGGUCUUUUUUUGUUCACCUAGCAUAAAAUUAAUAUUUUUUUGGUUGACCAUGUUUUAACAAUUCAAAUAGCUUUAUACACUUAGAUUGAAUGAAAAGCUUAUAAAGAAAUGUUUCAUUGUUCUGUGUUGUACUAUUUUUUAUUUCUGUUUUAUGCUAUUAAAUCUGAAAAUAAUGCAGUACCUAAAACUAUUGGAUAUCAUGCAGAGUGUGAUAUGUAAUAUAUGCAAUAGAAUUGCAAAUAUUCUAAAUUAUACAGUAUAUAAUAUUUUUACACUUAUAUUUUAUCAGCACACUCUUUUGAAUCCUACCUUUUUCCUUUAAACUUUCUGGCCAAAGCUUCUAGGCUUUGCUAAAGCUUUUCUGUAUUAUUGUUCCAUUUGGGAACAUUAUUCAUAUAAUUUGAUAAGUCAUUACUACAUUUAUAAAUAUUUUUUAAAAAAAAUUAGAAAUAAACUUUAUUUUUAUUUAAAUGAAUACUUUUUUGUUUAAAAAGUGAAAGUAUAAAUAUAGUGCAUAAAGUUUAAUUUUCAGACUUUUAAAAAAUUAAGUUCCAUUUCUUUUUUCUCUUCACUCAAAGCUUCCUAAAUUUCAAGAUCUAGUUGAAAUUAUAGCCCUGAUUUAAUUUUCCAUUUGUUAAAUAAAAGAUACAUAAAUUUUGCCAUCAGAUUUGGAUUAAGUAGUUAGAAAAUUAUUUAUUUUUAGUCAUGUUUAAUGUGUUUGAUUUCUUUGUUGUAUGUUCCUAUUAAAUUUACAAUUGUUAAAGAAUUAUCUGGUCAGAUUCCUAUAAUUGUAUAUAACUUUUCAUAUAUUUAUUAUGUUUAAUUUCUCCAAAAGUGGUUUUUGUUAUUUCAUAUAUUAAAUAUUGCAUCAAUUUUUUUUAAAAGACUUCAAUAUAUCCAACAAAUUUUCUUAAUGUAUUGAGUUCUAUCUUUAACUGAAAUAGAUAUUAUGCAUAAAUUAAUUGAUGGAAACUCAACUUGAUGAUUGGAACAAAGCACCAUUGAAAGAUAUGUGUUUGUAUGCAUCCUUGGAGUUAUGAGAUGACAAUUGUUACAAUCAAUACAGAGUUUUAUAAUGGAAGAAUAUAUAUUUUUGAUGGAAGAAAUAAAAUUUAUGUAUAACAUUAAAUACAUUGCCAUAAUAUUCAAGGCUGUUUUUAUGUUCAUCAUAACAGUUUCACUCUAUACAAUAUCUACUUGAAUUGAAUUUUAUUCAAGAUAUAUCACUAUUAAAAUAAUAAUUCAAUAAUUUUUUUCAAUGGAAUUCUAUAAAAUACUCCCAAUACUAUAUUAUUACUUAGUCAUAUGUAUGGGCAAUGCAAAAAUUGAUCACUUCAAAAAUAAAAGAUCAUAAGCUUUAUUUUGUGCUUUAAAAUUUAAAAAGAAUUAAAAUGAAAGUAAAAACAAGAAAAGGCAAAAAGAAAACAAAUGAACAAAGGAGAAAAAAAUCCAAAUUUAUUUACAGUUGAGAGAAUCAACAAACAAUAUAUAACAAUUAUUUUAAAGUAUUUUCCUACUGUAGGAAAAUAUCAAUCUAUUUUGGAGGAAAAUCAACCAUUUGAUUGUUAUUGAUGUGAUGAAAUUUAUACUUGAGAGAACAUUUUACAAGUGUUUUUGUUAAAAAUGAAUAUUAAUGUAUUGAAAAUAUAUACAUAGUGAUAAAAUUUUUUCCGUUUCAUGUAAAAGUUGGUAAGAUUUUUAUAUGUAUUAC